Neoarius graeffei (lesser salmon catfish) is the source of this 5654-nucleotide messenger RNA. RefSeq names its product NLR family CARD domain-containing protein 3-like. Gene Ontology annotation, molecular function: protein binding. The record is from RefSeq and is a predicted model, not a curated record. The transcript is spliced from 9 exons. The coding region runs from base 42 to 2669 and encodes 875 amino acids. NCBI's taxonomy places the organism in Eukaryota, Metazoa, Chordata, Actinopteri, Siluriformes, Ariidae.
CAUUCACAGGUGAAAAACACAAAGGAUACCUGACCUCCAAUAUGAGUGUUUCUGGGGAACAGGACACAAAGAAAGAUGAGAGUCUGAUUCAGGGUAAGAGAUCAGACUCACCUGAACCCAGCUGUGUGUCCAUGAAGAGUGACUGGUCAGUAGAGCGUCCACUAAACUUUACAGACACAGACUGUGCUCCUGAUCUGAGACCACAGAAGAACAAAUCAAAAAUCACUGAGAAUUUUCUUUCUGUUUCAUAUCAGGAUCUGGAGGACAAAUUCAUCACUGUGAUAAAGAAGGAGCUGAAGAGGUUUAAGAAGCUCCUGAGUCCAGAUUACCUAGCAUGCUCUGACAGCGAGGUGGAGGAUGAGAAGGAUCAGAGCAGUGUCAGAGAGGGAGUGCUGAAGAUCACACUGCACUUCCUGAAGAACAUGAACCACAAAGAUCUCACUCACACACUGAAGAACAAACUUGUCUUUGUGUACCAGCAAAAACUCAAAUCCAAACUGAGAGAGAAAUGUAAAAGAAUUAAUGAAGGAAUCUCCCAGCAUGGAAGCUCAGCAUUUCUGAAUGAGAUCUACACAGAGCUCUAUAUCACAGAGGGUUGGAGUGGAGACAUCAAUAAGGAACAUGCGGUGAGACAGAUUGAGGCAGCGUCCAGGAGACCAGCUACACAGGAGACACCCAUCAAAUGUAAUGAUCUCUUUAAAGACACAUCCAUCAGAAGUGUGUUGACUAAAGGAGUUGCUGGAAUUGGAAAAACAGUCUCUGUACAAAAGUUCAUUCUGGACUGGACUGAAGGAAAAGCAAAUCAGGACAUCACCUUCAUGUUCCCACUUCCCUUUAGAGAGCUGAAUUUGAUGAAGCAGAAAACUCUCAGUCUGAUGAAUCUUCUUCAUCACUUUUUCCCAGAAAUGAAAGAAUUGCGACUAAUAGACUGCGAGAUCAACAAAGUCCUGUUCAUAUUUGAUGGUCUGGGUGAGUGUCAACUUCCUCUAAAUUUCCAGAACAAUGAGACAUUGUGUGAUGUGACAGAGUCGGCCUCAGUGGAUGUGCUGCUGACAAACCUCAUCAAGGGGAAUCUGUUUCCCUCUGCUCUCCUCUGGAUAACCUCUCAACCAGGAGUAGCCAAUCAGAUCCCUCCUGAGUGUGUAGACCAGGUAACAGAGGUACGAGGGUUCAGUGACCCUCAGAAAGAGGAGUACUUCAGGAAGAGGAUCAAUGAUCAGAGCCUGGCCAAUAACAUCAUCACACACAUGAAGUCCUCAAGAAGCCUCUACAUCAUGUGCCACAUCCCAGUCUUCUGCUGGAUCUCAGCCACUGUUCUCGAGAGAAUGUUGGGUGAAGCAGAGAGUGGAGAGAUCCCCAAGACUCUGACUCAAAUGUUCACACACUUCCUGAUCUUUCAGAUCAAACACAAAGACCAAAAGUACCGUCAGAAAUGUGAGCCUGAUCCUCAGCAGACCAGAGCAAGUAUCCUGGCACUGGGAAAACUAGCUUUCCAACAGCUGGAGAAAGGAAACCUGAUCUUCUGUGAGGAAGACCUGAGAGAGUGUGGCAUUGAUGUGAGAGAAGUGUCAGUGUACUCAGGAGUGUGUACCCAAAUCUUCAGAGAGGAGUUUGGGUUUCACCUGGGGAAGGUGUUCAGCUUUGUACAUCUGAGUGUUCAGGAGUUUCUGGCUGCUUUAUAUGCAUUUCUGUCCUUCCUCAGCAGAAAUGUAACAGAACAACAAACCACUGAUCUGUCGGAUCUUUUCAGCAAGUCAUGCAUGUCUGAUUUCCUCAGGAGUGCAGUGGACAAGGCCUUACAGACUGAGAAUGGACACCUGGACCUGUUCCUCCGCUUCCUUCUGGGUCUCUCACUGGAGUCCAAUCAGACUCUCUUACGAGACCUACUGCCCCAGACAGGAAGUAGCUCUCACAGCAAACAGGAAACAGUCGAGUACAUUAAGGAGAAGAUCAGGGAGAAUCCAUCUCCAGUGAAAUCCAUCAAUCUGUUCCACUGUCUGAAUGAACUGAAUGAUCAUUCACUAGUGCAGGAAGUACAAAGUUACCUGAACAGAAGAGUUUAUGCCCCUCUCAGUGGAGUCAGACUCUCUCCUGCUCAGUGGUCAGCUCUGGUGUUUGUGUUACUGAACUCAGAACAGGAGCUAAAUGAGUUUAGUUUGAGAAAAUAUGACCAAUCAGAGGAAUGUCUUCUGAAGCUGCUACCAGUGUUCAAAGCCUCCAGAAAAGCUGAUCUAUUCACCAAAGCCCAAAAGUCCAGAAAAUCCAAAGUUUGUGAAAAAGCAAAAAUCCACAAAAGAAAAAUACAAAACACACAGGAGAUACAAGAAAAACAUUCUGUCCUCAGUUCAAACUCCUCCAAACUGAGAGAACUGAACCUGAGUUACAAUAACCUGCAGGAUUCAGGAGUGAAGCUGCUCUCUGCUGGACUGGAGAAUCCACACUGUACACUGGAGAUACUGGAAUUGGAGCUCUGCAGUAUUACAGGUGAAGGUUGUGCUGCUCUGGUUUCAGUUCUGAGGUCAAACCCCUCAUCACACCUGAGAGAACUGAAUCUGAACUACAAUAAACCAGGAGGAUCAGGAAUGAAACUGCUCUCUGAUCUACUGAAGGCUCCAUACUGCACACUGAAGAAACUACAGUUCAGGACUGAUCUCUCAUCUGAACAUUAGCUGAAGCUGUUAUGUCUCUGUGAUUUUAUAGAUUGUACUGUUUUUAAAUUAAGACAUGAGUAGGCAAGGGUGGACUGAAUCAAAAAUUCAGGCCAGGAAUUUGACUCCAUCCAAGGCCACCCUGUUCACACAAACAACCAGACAGUUAAUUCUAUCAGCUAACCAUGGACAUCAUUUUGGUUUGAAAAAUGCUGGAGACACAGAUGGGACUUUCCAUGAUCAUCUGCCACUGGCCUAUUGCAUUGUCUGUCUCAGCUAUUACAAUGAGCAUAACCUGAAUACAAAUGUGACACAUUUCAUAGGUUACUGGCAUUGUGUAGGACUUUAAAAUGUUUAAACAUGUUAAAAAUAGCAAAGUCAAGUGCAAAUUUCAAGUCUUUGAAACUGAUCAUCUUUAAAAAGAAAACAAGCACAUAUUUAGUAACAUUACUUUUUAAUCAAAAUCGAACAAUUAGAUUCAGAGUUAUCAUAAUUUAAAGUUCGAUAAUCAGGAGGGUUCUUUGGAACUGUGACCUGGUCAUCGUCGUUGGCUGUCCAUCACUAGCAGUGACGACUGCUUUACUGUCAUGCUUUAUGUCAUCUACAUACAGCAGUUCUCACAUGCAAACUUGCUGAUUUUUGGUUGAGGACUUGAGUCUGUCAAGAUUGAAGAGUUUGCCUUCCAAUUGAGUUCUGACGUAGACGCCUUUAUCUAGGUUAGUGCCCAUAGACUCUAUGACUGCUGUAAGGUAGACUAUAAACAAUGUUGGGGCAAGAGCACAUCCCUGUUUGACACCAUGAUUGACAGGAACAGCUUCACUAAUGUCUUCUCCGAUCAAAACCUUCCCAGACAUGUUCUCAUGGAAGAGAUUAAAGGAUAUAUGCAGAACCUUUAUUUUUAAGUACAUUUCUGAGUGGAUAGUAUCUCCAUCCUUGACUUUUGUAUGCUGCAUAAUUGGGAAUAAAAAAUAUAUAUUUUUGAGAGUUAAAAUAGACCACAAGGUUGGCAUUCGAGCUGCCCCACUGAGCCAGCCAGCCCUGGGUAGGUGACGUCACAGCGGUAACCGGUGCUAUAGACCAAAGCCAGACUCAGCAGGCGAGAGUGGUUGCAAUGGCCUCUUCUUUCUGACUUAUUUGAGAUUCUUUGGAUUCCUCAGAUAGCAAUACAUCAGACUGUGAUAGUCCUGAAAUUGGAGCGUGUGUACAUGCUACUGCUAUACGCGUAGACCCAUAUCAGCUCGAACCAUCGGAAAGUGAAUCCGAUAGUAACACGUCGGCCACGGAGGCCCCCACCUUCCGAAAUAAAGCCAAAGAACAAAGCCAUCUAGAGAAUUGGUUGGAAUUGAACUGACAGUCUCAUGUGAUUCUCAUUAAAACAGGACAGGCAUUAUAACUUAUGCAACAUACAUGUACAUGCAUGAAUUUUCACUGAUAAAAUAUAAAAGGCUAAUUAAAUAAUCAGAUUAACUGUGACAAUCACAUUCUGAAGCAAAUUAAAUAAUCGUAUACCGCUAACUUAAAUGCACAAUACAAGUUACAUGUAUUAAUUUAAAUUCAGGUAAACAAUGAGUGUUGUUUUUGUAAUGUAACCAAAUGAGAGUCACAUCUUACCCAUCUGUGUUCUCGCUUUUGAAGGCCAGGCCUGUGACCGAUUGUUCUGAAACAAUCUGAAUUUUAGUUCUUCGCUCAUUUGCUUCUUCCACAUAAGGGCAAGAUAUUGCUGCUGAGGCAAGCAUAUCCAGCAUGGGGGGGGGAAAAAAGAAAGAGCAUAUCCAGUGGAGAAGUCUGAUGACUGAUUCACUCAUUCUCCAUACUGAGUACUCUGCCAUUACUGCUCGGCUCACACUCUGGGAGAACUGGUGCAACUGAACUUAUUUUCCUUUUCUUUUAGUCUUCUUUUCUUAAUUGUUGGUACUGCACCCUCUUUCAAUACGGGCUUAUAGCCAAUGCUCCUCAACAGAUCAGAGGUUUCGUACGUGUCCUCAGUAACAUGUGCAGAGCAGAGGAGAGACCACUUCGUAGGCGCCCAAUCUGUGAAUUUCUCACAAACCGCGUCCAAAUCUUUGCAGUUUGAACAUUCUUGGACCAUGAAUGCAACAUAAAUCCACCUUCUGUCAUGUUGCUGCACCCUCCAGCAACACAUCUACGUGGCAUGGUGAUAAAUUAGCUCAAAAUGGAGGAUCGGAGUUGCAGUCAGCUCUGUGUUUUAGUAUAGCAGAAAUGGCGAUGAGACUGAUUGACUUCCUGCUGUGACAUCACGGACGUCAAGGUCAUUCACUCAGACCGCUACCUAUAAGAAUAAUUUUAAUCGUAAAAAAAUUACUAUGUUAGAUUUAUUGUUAAUGCUUAAAACUAUUCCUAUGCCAUUCUUGAGGUCUCAAGGCAUUUAUAAACUAAAAAUGAGGCCAUGGUUCUGCAUAUAUGCUUUAAUGAGCAGUCUUUCCGGGCAUCCAUACACUUCUAGUAUCUUCCAAAGCAUCUCUCGGUCAGUGGUGUCAAAGGCCUUUGAAAAGUCUACAAAAACCAUGUAUAGAGGUUGACAUUGCUUGAUGGCUUUCUCUUUGAGUUGUCUCAGAGUAAAGAUCAUAUCUGAAGUUCAGCUGCCAGCCCUGAAACCACACUGACUUUCUGGAAGUACAUCUUCUGAGAUUUUUAAUUCGAUUUAGAACUAUCUUGGCCAGAAUGUUGCCUGCAAUGGAAAGCAGAGAGAGGCCACAUUGGUUUUCAUAUUUGCUCCUUUCUUUUUGUAGAUGGUCACAAUUAGUGUAUCUUUUAUAAAGGAAAAUUUUUAUCUUUUAGACAAUUCUUAUGACUUUAGUGAUCUUUAGAAAAGUAAGCUUCAGAGACACUGUAUAGGGGAAAAAUAUAAUUUUUAGAGAAUCUGUGCCUCUCAGAUUCUUAGAAGGUCAGACACUGUCUCCUGUUUAUAAAAGAUGAAAAAUGUUGUGUUCUAUUUUCUAGGGUAUUGUAAACAUGUGUACAGUGGGGCAAAAAAGUAUUUAGUCA